Messenger RNA from Neolamprologus brichardi, 1449 nucleotides. Lineage: Eukaryota; Metazoa; Chordata; Actinopteri; Cichliformes; Cichlidae. The record is from RefSeq and is a predicted model, not a curated record.
AUGGAAACAGUCACGAAUGUGCUUCUUGUCACUGCAAACGUCGGCUCACUCUUUAAUAAUGUCGGUGAAAUUCAAAGUGAAUGGUUAAAACAACUGUACAAGACUAUCCAGAGCUACAAGCCACACUUCAUUGCCCUGCACUCCCAGGAGGUGGGAGGAAAGGACUAUAAGACAAACAUGGGCCAUGCAGAAGACUUCUUCUGGACCCUCGGUUCCAGUGAAGAAAUGAAAGACUUUGACAGGUCUUGCAUUUAUGUGGACAACCAGUUCAGAGGAGAUAGCUUCACGGCUUUGGGGAACAUGUACUUCAUCCACAAGACACUGAACAAUAUACAACAGUAUGACUUUCAUGUUGAGGAUUUUAUACCAGUGUUGGGGAAGAACAGGUAUAUGGGCUCUCUGGACAGGGUCACCACCGUGGAGAAAGAAAAACUCCCAAAGAGUUUCUGUCCUGAUUUCAAGUGGUCCAGAAAGGGCUUCAUGAGGGCCUGCUGGAUUAUACACAACCAAGGUCUAGACCUGGUAAAUGUCCACCUGUUCCAUGAUGCCUCUAACCUCAUUGCCUGCAACUCCAGUCCUUCCAUUUACUCAGCCAACCUUGGCAAGUCAGAGGUGUCACACAGAUGCAGCUCACGCUGUGUCAGUCCUCUGACCUUCGACAGUCAGGCUGUGGGAGAAAACAUACGUCUGAGUCAUGGAGGUCGACUCGCAGAGAAGACUGAUAACACCUUCAUGAAUGGGCUGGUGUUCAGCAACCGACCAGUGAAGAUCCAGGAGAAGAUUUGUCUGAGAAUAGAGAAGGAUUCAUCCAUCUGUUACGGGGCUCUGCGUGUGGGCUUUACCACUGUGCCACCCUCAACCAGAUCUCUGCCUCUGCCCUGCAUGUCCAUGCCCAACCUCACUGACAAGCCCGGACACUGGGUUGUUCCAUUGCAUGAAUCUGUCUGCCAAGCAGGUUCAGAGCUGGAGUUUUGGGUUUCUUCUCAAGGCAGCAUAUACAUAGGUGUCAACAACGAGGCGUACGAGCGACAACCAGGAGUGGACACUAAACAGCCGCUGUGGGCCAUGAUAGACAUCUACGGACAGACGCGCUCCAUUUUGCUCCUGGACUCCAAGAAAAACAAAAAGCUGCUUUACCGUAGAAGAUCCUGUCCUGCACCUGAACCGCUCGCCUCACCUGAUCCUGACAGUCACUUUCGUUCAGUUCCUGAUGUUUCAGGCUUCAGACGUGAGGACUGCAUCUCCUGUCUUGACACAAAAAUGCCAGAAGAUAACGUCUGUGUGGUGUGCAUGGUAAAAGAGGCCAGAAUCACACUGCCUUGUGGCCACCGGUGUUUAUGUAAAGACUGCAACUUCAGAGUCUGUGAGCAGUUUGGCACCUGCCCGCUGUGUCGACACACGAUCAGCGCUCCAUCAGUGGGGGAGAGGUGGUUUAUAGAGGUCUGCUGA